AUGAAAGGCUUGAUUCUAGUUGGAGGAUACGGAACGCGUCUUCGACCUUUGACACUGACCAAGCCGAAGCCUCUGGUUGAGUUUGGCAAUCGGCCAAUGAUUCUACAUCAGAUCGAGGCUCUUGCAGAGGCCGGAGUCACAGAUAUUGUGUUGGCGGUGAACUACCGCCCCGAGGACAUGGUGGACACUCUGCAAAAGUACGAGAAGGAGUACGGUGUGAACAUUACUUUCAGCGUUGAGACUGAGCCUCUGGGUACUGCUGGUCCGCUUAAGUUGGCAGAGAAGGUUUUGGCCAAGGACCCGUCUCCCUUCUUUGUCCUCAACUCAGACGUUAUCUGUAAUUACCCCUUUAAGGAGAUGAUCGAGUUCCAUAAUGCACACGGUGGCGAGGGAACUAUUGUAGCCACCAAGGUUGAGGAUCCAUCCAAAUACGGUGUCAUUGUGCACCACCCGGGCACCACGAAGAUCGACCGGUUUGUCGAGAAGCCGGUGACGUUUGUAGGCAACCGCAUCAACGCCGGUAUCUACAUUCUGAACCCCAGUGUUAUUGAUCUUAUUGAGUUACGUCCUACUUCCAUCGAGAAGGAGACAUUCCCUGCCCUGGCCAAGAAGGGCACUCUGCAUUCGUUCGACCUCGAGGGCUACUGGAUGGACGUUGGCCAGCCCAAGGACUUUUUGGCCGGCACCGGCCUCUAUCUUAACUCUCUGGGCGUCCGCAACCCGGAGAUGCUAGUCCCCAAGGACGCUUCUUACCUGCACUCGGGACACGUGCUCGUCCACCCUACCGCCAAGAUUUCUCCCAGCGCCAAGCUGGGGCCUAAUGUAGUAGUCGGCCCCGGCGUGGAGAUUGGUGAUGGUGCGCGGAUUUCCCGCUCAGUCAUCAUGUCCAAUGCGGUUGUGAAACCUCACGCUCAUGUGAAGCAAACUAUUGUAGGCUGGAAUUCGCGCAUUGGGCGGUGGGCUCGCACCGAAAACGUCACCGUGCUGGGUGACGAUGUCGAGAUUCAGGACGAGAUUUACGUCAACGGCGGCCGCGUUCUGCCUCACAAGUCCAUUGGCAGCAACGUCGAAAAGCCAGAGAUCAUUAUGUAG
Wickerhamiella sorbophila is the source of this 1092-nucleotide messenger RNA. RefSeq names its product Mannose-1-phosphate guanyltransferase. Gene Ontology annotation, cellular component: cytoplasm. Gene Ontology annotation, biological process: cell wall mannoprotein biosynthetic process; GDP-mannose biosynthetic process. The record is from RefSeq and is a predicted model, not a curated record. The transcript has a single exon. Gene Ontology annotation, molecular function: GTP binding; mannose-1-phosphate guanylyltransferase (GTP) activity. The coding region runs from base 1 to 1092 and encodes 363 amino acids. Lineage: Eukaryota; Fungi; Ascomycota; Dipodascomycetes; Dipodascales; Trichomonascaceae.